CUCCCCCUCUUUGUUUUCGUGAUUCGCACGUUCCACCAUCCAUCCUGUCGUCUGCGGAAGUAGUAAGCGCGCUCUAAAGUUUUGGCCGGAAGUGUUUGCUCAGUGAGCGGUUGGCUUGGCGGGAAGACGCGCGGAUAGAGGUGUAGCCAGCAAAGAUGUCUUCUACAUCGCAAAAACAUAGGGAUUUUGUGGCCGAGCCCAUGGGAGAGAAGUCUGUGCAAGCUGUUGCUGGCAUUGGUGAGGUACUGGGAGGAAAGCUUUCAGAUAAGGGCUUUGACAAGGCCUAUAUCAUCUUAGGGCAGUUUCUUAUACUAAGGAAAGAUGAAGAGCUUUUUAGAGAUUGGUUGAAGGACACCUGUGGAGCCAAUGCUAAACAAGCACGUGAUUGUUCCUCCUGUCUGAAGGAAUGGUGUGAUGCUUUCUUGUAAGCCUUCCCAACUACAGCCUCUGAAGUCCAGGCCCAGCCAUUUCUUAUUGCUGCCUGCUAGACUAUCCAACUGAGCAAGGAUGAUGUGUUAAUACAUUGGAUUGCUGAUACUAAAAGACCCGAAAUCCAAGAAAAAAAAAAAACCAAAACAGCCACAUGGCCUCAGCAACUCCCUAUAUUCCAGUAGCUUCUAAGUGUUAAUUUAUGAGCCCUUUCUGCAUUAUUUUGUCAUCAAUUUAUGUCCCCAAAUUUUAAUUUGUGAAGAUGAUAUGCUAAUGUUGCCAAACUUUACUUCAGACUAGCGUAGUACUACAGUACGAAAAGGAAAUUAUCACAGGGCCUUUGGAAAAUAAAACUGACACUCAUAAGGCUUUGUUCACACAGUACAGUUUUGAUGCUGAUGCAUGGCAUAUAUGCCAAACACCAAAGCUUCCCUGUUUUGAUCCUGCUGUAAGUGUAAUGUACAGUGUGAAAUGUAGUCUACAAUUCAUUCUGCAGUAUGUAAAUGGCUUUUGUAAGACCCUAAUCCCUUGACUUUUACUGUACUGAGUUGCAGAAUCUACACUGAAAUUCCACAACAGAUCAGCCACACGUGAACAAAGCCUUAGAGGCAAUUUAGUGUGGAAUGAUGAAUUGCACUAAGUAGCUGUUUCAUAGCAGGUGACUUUCUCUGUAGGAAAGGUGCUGUAUGAGUUUCACGCGUUCUGUAUAUUACAUUUUAAUAUAGAUGAUACACUGAAAUUUUUAAUUGUCACAGUACAAAUGCAUACAUCAGUGUUUCCCAACCAGGGUGCCUCCAGCUGUUGCAAAAUUACAACUCCCAGCAUGCCCAGACAGCCGAAGGCUGUCUGGGCAUGCUGGGAUUUGUAGUUUUGCAACAGCUGGAGGCACCCUGGUUGGGAAACAAUGCCAUACAUGAUAGCAAUGUCAUACUGAAAUUGGCCACUUCAGCCUCUCAUAGUUUUAUUAGCAUUUUAAACACAUUUUGCCAUGUGGAGUUGAAGGGACUUCAAGGCAGAAUUGGGAAUGUAAUAAAGUAAAACAUUAGCAGGUAAACAUUGUCAUUAUGGGGGGGGGGGGGGACGCUCCAGUGGAAAACUUUUUUUUUUAAAUUUUUUUAUAUAUUUUUUUUAAAUCAUCUGGUGCCAGAAAGUUAAACAGAUUUGUAAAUUACUUCUGUUGAAAAAAAAAAAAAAAAAGUUUUUCCACCGGAGUACCCCUUUAAGCUGGUGAAUUUCAUUGCUUCGUAGUUUAUUUACAGAUGAACACAUGGAAAUGAAAGCUUUAUACAUAAAUGCAGUUACUACGUAGUCACCAGACCAUAAAACGAGAACUUUGUUUUUUUUAUGCUGAGAACGUUUUCCUGCUGUUGUAACUUUCUCAAAUGUUACCUCUAAAUGUUAAUUCUGGUUUUAAAAUUAAAACAUACCAAAAUA
This is a messenger RNA of Hyla sarda, 1863 nucleotides long. RefSeq names its product BAF nuclear assembly factor 1 (gene BANF1). Bases 156 to 428 code for a protein of 90 amino acids. Gene Ontology annotation, molecular function: DNA binding. Lineage: Eukaryota; Metazoa; Chordata; Amphibia; Anura; Hylidae. The record is from RefSeq and is a predicted model, not a curated record. The transcript has 3 exons.